Molecule: messenger RNA, 360 nt
Organism: Gossypium raimondii (Peruvian cotton)
Lineage: Eukaryota; Viridiplantae; Streptophyta; Magnoliopsida; Malvales; Malvaceae
Exons: 1
Coding region: 1-360 (119 amino acids)
Source: RefSeq, a predicted model, not a curated record
AUGGAUUGCUUGGUAUUGCCUGUUUGCUUAUUGGGAAAGCGCAGCAUGGGAUCACGGCUAGGCUACCGGCGUCUAACGCGCGAGUUGGAGCCACAAGUGAGGGUGGUGGUAGGGAAAGAGAAACGAGAAUUUUGGGUGGACCCUUUGGUGUUAGAGGAGAGUCCAUUCCGGGUUUUGAUGGAAACAUUGAAGAAAGGGAAUGGCAGCCAUGCAACAAGGGAGAAGAAAAAGAAGGUGAUAUUCGUGGACGUGGAUGCUAUCUUGUUUGAGCACAUGCUGUGGUUGAUGAACAAUGAUUCUUCUUCUUUGUUUCAACUUGAUCUCCACGAUAUUAUUGACUUCUAUGCUCAAGAUUACUAG